Opisthorchis viverrini is the source of this 4669-nucleotide messenger RNA. RefSeq lists its product as hypothetical. Bases 1 to 4167 code for a protein of 1388 amino acids. Gene Ontology annotation, molecular function: mRNA binding; protein binding. The record is from RefSeq and is a predicted model, not a curated record. Gene Ontology annotation, biological process: intracellular distribution of mitochondria. The transcript is spliced from 21 exons. Gene Ontology annotation, cellular component: cytoplasm. NCBI's taxonomy places the organism in Eukaryota, Metazoa, Platyhelminthes, Trematoda, Opisthorchiida, Opisthorchiidae.
AUGACGGAAUUGAAUGAAGAAGCACAAAAUUCUGGGUCCAGUUUGUCGAAUGCUGCCGUAACGACAGAUGUUCGGGAUGGGGUUUCUGAGAAACAAGAUCCAGAAGCAAUUGAGGAUGUACCCUUCACGAUCAAGAUUAUUCCGUCACAUUCUGAACCAUUCGAAUUACAGGUUAGCUCGUUUGAGCUAGUUCAGGAAAUCCACCGCGUCCUUAUGGACCGUGAAGAAACCUGCAGCUGCACCUGCUUCUCACUUGUGCUUAAUGGUCAAACACUAGAUAUGUUUGCGGAACUGAAGUCAGUUGAGGGCCUAAGCGAUGGUGCCGAGAUUAGAGUAGUUGAAGGUAACCGGCCUUUGGUUCUCAAAUGCUGUUUAGAACGUUACAGCGUGCGUGAAGCCAAGAAUCACGUUCGACACGUGCAUGAUCUUCUGUACUCUGUUGAGCCUUGUGAUGCCUACGCAGGUCGUGAACAGAUGUCGCUCACAUUCGUGAACACAAUUACCGGAGAUCUCGAUCGGAAGAGUGUCCAGUCCCGCAUAGAUUCCCGUAUGGAAUUCACUCCUCCAGAGCAUAUUCUUCCCGGGUUUUGUAAUAAUGGACCCCAUGAUCUUCCGCUGUGUCCAUUACAUCCCCUUGAGCAUGAAGGCAAACCUAUACGAUGCGUACGUCAACUCAACUAUAGCAAUUGGAAUCCGCCACCUCCUCCCCGACGGCUUCUUGGAGAUCUGAUAUACAUUUUCUUCCAUACACUAGAGGACAAGCGUUACCACAUUACGGCAUGUCCUAGAGGCUUUUUUGUCAAUAUGUCAACGGAAAAUGAAUUCAAUCCCCACCCGACACCACAUGCUUAUGUGGCUCAUUCCCUAGUAGACCUUCUUAAGCAACUCAGUCCUGGUUUUAAACGGAACUUUGAGGCCUUGUUGAAACGCCGGGCGUCCAAGCAUCCUUUUGAGCGUGUUCCGAGCCCGUAUCAGGUUCACAGCUGGUUGGCACCAUCAUUCGAGCAUACUCCGGAUUCAGUUCGAAAGGAAGAGGCGUUCUCUUCCCGUAUGGCCUGUGAGGAGAAUCUUCCUGGCCAGACACGAGAUUGGAACGAGGAGUUACAGGUGACACACGAACUUCCUCAGGAGCGGCUUACUGAGCGAUUACUGCGGGAUCGGGCAAUAUUUAAAUCGAACAGCGACUUCGUGGCCGCUGCAACUCGCGCCGCCAUGAGUGUCGUAAAUGGUGAUAUAAUGGCUAUCAACCCGGGAGAAACGCGCAAACAACAAAUGUUCAUUUGGAAUAACAUGUUUUUCUCCCUUGGCUUUGACGUCAAAGACCAUUACAAACAUUUCGGAGGGGAACACGCUGCUUACGUGGCUACCUCGAGCGAUUUGAGUGGCGUUCGAACCUACUCCAUGCUGGACCAGGCCGGAUUGCAUACUUUGGGCACUGCGAUUAUUGACUAUCGAGGCUUUCGUGUCACGGCACAGACUAUUAUUCCGGGAAUAUUGGAAAAGGAGCAAGAACAGUUGGUCGUGUAUGGUUCGAUCGAUUUUGGGAAAACCGUGCUUACCGAUAAGCGAUAUGAAGAUUUGCUGUCCAAGACAGCAAAACAACUGAAAAUUCGACCACAUAAAGUUGUAAAUCAGAACGGAGAUGUUGUCCAACUUUACUCGUCAAUCGAUUGUAAGGGGAUCGUCGGCAAUGAUAGACGAACUUAUAUUCUCGAUUUACUUCGCACCUUUCCACCGGAUCUCAACUAUUUCGGUUCUUGUCCAACGGAACUUCGUCCCGAGUUACCUGCUUCCCUCACCGCGCUUGGCUACCCGUAUAAUCACCGACAUUUACUGUCUACUUUGCGCCAAGAGCUAAUUGAGGCUUUCUUUGAAUUUCGGCAUGAAACAUUCCUACGCCUCGCGGCAUUUGAGAUACAAAAAAUUAAGGCCGAAAAGGCCAAAGUUCUGCCGUCGAUGACCAAUGGCACCAAGGAAUCUGAAGAAGAAAAUUUGGCAGCUGACAGUCCGGUUUGCCCCCCGGUACAUUUUGUCAGGGAAGAUUCUCCCAAAAUAGAUCCUCAGGCCACCGGUGACCCGUCACAUUCCGUGGCUUCCGUCGUAACCGCCAAAAAGCCCACUUCAAGUGGAACCCAGUCAGACGAUUUGAUCCUUAUGAAAAAGCUUUUGGACACCGGUUCAAAUGGUGAAUUAGAGGACUUGACACAGCAAGCAAUCCAGAGGGCAGCUAAAGCAGUCGGAUCGGCGUGUCCUGAUAGGUUUGAACUGGCGUUUAAUCCAGACGUUUGCCAACAAUUUGUCACCUUUUGUGAUUCUGAGCUCGAGGCAUUGGAGGCUGACAAAGCCUUGAUAUGUGAUGCCUGUGACUUCCUUGUCAACAAACAGAUCCCCGGUUUUGUGAAGGACUGCCUUAACUUGUAUGUAACUCCACAGGACAGUCGAGCGUUGGUGGAGAUAUUACAUCAGAGGGGUAUCAACGUGAGGUACCUGAAUCGUCUGAUUGAGUUAGUUGAGCGGAAACCAUCGCUUGGUUACCUCAAGCGUCUUUGUGUAAUCGAGGUUUUGAUCCGUUCCGCAAAACAUAUCUUCAAAAAUUACAUCCAAGAAGUGGAUCCUAUGCUUCUUUCGGUCGGCGUCGCGCACUUUCUCAACUGCUUCCUCACCAGCUGUCCGAAUCUCACACCACUAGCUGGGAUCGAUGAGCAAGUUUUACGACUCAGCCGAAAUAAAAAAGGAAAAAAGAAACCGAAGAAUCUUCAAGAAAUGGCUUGGGCAAACGAAACUUCGGCAUCACUUUGGGCAGAGUUAGUAAAGGAGGCAAAGGAGUAUUAUCACUACAACAUCAACGCGGCCGAUAUCGAUGCCUUCUGUACCCACUACGAGAUUCAUCGUGUGCAGCUUCUCCGAGCUUUCUGUCCUACUGUCGGCAUUCAACUACUGCUCCGAGACUAUCCGCUAACUCCUUCGAAUGGGGCAAAGCACCACACCAAACCUGUGUUCGUCACUGAGGACAUCCUUUCUCUAUAUCCGAUUGUAAAACAUUUGCACCCACAUGCUACUGACGCCUAUCAUUAUUUCACUACCGGACAAGCUCGUAUUUCCACCGGUCACCUUCAAGAAGGUUUUGAAUUGAUAAACGAGGCCCUGAGCCUGCUCAAUAGUGUGUAUGGCCCUUUGCAUCCUGAUAUUGGAGCUUGCAAUCGCCUUCUUGCUCGUCUUUCCUAUGUAAUGGGAGAACAUCAAGCAGCCCUACUUUUCCAACACCGCGCUACCAUGGUUAGCGAACGCGUUCAUGGGAUCGACAAUCCUAAUACUACAACUGAAUAUGUUCAUUUUGCACUGUACUCAUUUGCUUGCGGACAUAUUGGACCUGCAUUGCAGCUGCUAUAUCGUGCGCGGUAUAUCGCUCUAAUGUGUCAUGGGGAGAUUCACCCGGAAAUGAUACAAAUAGACACCAAUAUUGGCCUCAUGCUGCAAAUGAUCGGUGAACUUGAUUUGGCACUAGUUUUUCUUGAGAAUGCGCUUUCGCUCAGCCGAACAUUCUAUGGAGAGAAGAAUUUGAAAGAGGCAUUCACAUGUCACCUGAUCAGCCGAGCCUAUACCUAUCGAGGCGAUUUUCGCGCGGCUUUGGACUAUGAAAAAAGACGGUUCGCCAUCUACAAGGAUCGCCUUGGACCAGAUAAUGAUUACACUCGUGACAGCGAUGAAUGCCUACGACAUCUUACUCAACAGGCAGUUACACGGGCGCGGAGAGUCGCGGAAUUGGCUGCAUCCAGUGUUCCAAAACUCACUAGCACAGGUGAUCCCAAGACCCUUGGUCCGCAAAUCACAGAUACUGAUGGAAUCAGUGGCAUAUCGCCCGCGUAUCCGCUCCGAACUCUCAUGCCCACCACACUUUCGUCGUAUGGUGUAACCCUACCUGUGCCUACAGUCACCACCACUUUGGAGACUCUAAAUCGCGUUAAUGGAAUUCUGGUACUCCAGCUUAGGACCCAAGAAACGGAACAGACAACCGAGAGUCAGAGUACUGAAGAUACCCGUGCUAGGAUCAAACUCGCAGCAGACUGUGAACUGAUAUCAGAGGAAAAGCUCAGUGGACAAUGUUUGGAUGUUGUCGACUCCGAUAAUGUGCUACCCGACGUCACCGCUGCGCUUUCAGUGGCCUAGAACACUUUGCGUUUGCCUUCUUUGAGCUGUUCGGAGGACUGUGGGUUUCUAGGCGUUAUUUUGCAAGUGGUUACAAAACCUUGUGCCGUUUCUCUACUUUCUGUGACAGACUGCCACCAUGUGAUGUAAACAACGUUUGUAUACGAGCCUAUCCUGCUCCUUCGUCGUUUUCUAUCAGCGCUCUCAACAACCUUUUCACCUGUACCAUAGUUACCUAGUCUCACCGCCUUUCCCUGGCCUCUUACUGCUGCUAGGGGCCUAAUUGUUCUACUAUUUUGAAAUCGACCUAUAUUUUCACCGUGUAGUCUUAGAUUAUAGAUAGCCUAGUUUAGCUAUGCUCAGGAGAGUUAGAUGCAUUUCUGUGCGAUUGUUUUAAUUUAUAUGAACUACCAUCACAUCGUGGUCUGACCAUUCUUUGUAGUCCGGUGCCACUGUGUGCUACUCAUAUACUGCCUUUGGCGCAACCAGUUCUUUUGUCAAGCACGAACUAACAAUAUUAUUG